UUUUCCCAUAAUAAAUAUGGCACAUAAGGUGCACCCAAAAUUUUCAAUGAACCCACAAGCCCCAGAUAAACCAGAAAAAAAUAUCCAACAGCAAAGCAAGCCAGCAGAAAGCUUCAGAGUCAGCAGUUCAAGGACACUACCACCUGCGAAAUAAUAUAGUCCCAAAAUAUCACAAUGGUUCGGAGAAGGGUACUGACGAAUUCGGCCAAGCAGGCUUCGAUGAACGCCUAUCAGCAGUUGUGGCAUCAGCAGCCGUUUGCCCGAGGACCUUUGGUUGCCUCGAUGCCGGAAUAUUGGCACUCCGUGUGCAACAAAAUGGGUGGCGCCAUGCCCCGCAUGGCGGUAAUUGCUCCGCCGGAAGUGAGCAGCCGGAAAUUGAGUCGUCUUCGUCGUCAGCUGAUGAAAGCGCCCAGUGAAACCGUUCCGAUGCACAGCUUCAUCCCCAAUUAUGGUCUACAGCAGCAUCCGCAAGUGCAAUUUCAAAGAGGUUAUCAGAACGCAGGAAAUAUAUCCUCUCCGAGUCAAAGGCCUUCUAAGGCGACCCUUCUGAAACCAGGAUGCAUAUUGGCCGCCUGUCAGAACCAGUCCUACAGAAAUUUAGCUGCAGCAGUAGGUGUUGCACCCACGACACCGCAGCAUCAGCAUUUUAAUCAGGGAAGUUUAUUCGACUAUCCUCCAAUGCAAUGGCAACAGCAGCAAUAUCAAGUGCAGCAGCAACACAAGCAAUUCCUACUAGAACAACAACAGAUGGCAGUACCUGCUGGUAUUUUAAAGAAGUCUUCUCGAAUUGGAGUUGGAAGUGAUAAUCAGACCUCAACUCCCCCUAAAACGAAAAGAGUGACCAUCAAAAGCACAGCCGCCCCCCGUUCCAGAUACCAAGAACCUAUCGUGGAACAAAUAAAACUCAAGCCUGAUAUUCCACCCAAGCCAAGUAAAAGAGUCAAGCAAAAUACACUGAAGAAAGAACGACAGCAACUGCAGCAAUUGCAACUACAACAUGAGCUUCUGAAACAGCAUCAGUCAAUGCAAAAUCAGAAAGAUCAAGUUAAGCUCCAGUGUAAAGCGAAUCUGCAUCAAAAACAGCUCUUGCAACACCAACUCGAUUUAAGAAAGCAACAUCAGAAAAGCCUGCAACAACUAGAUCCUACUAAGAGCUUUAAUUUCGGAAAAUUCGUAAACCACUUUAUAGAAGGCUGCAGCAGGGACUCUGAUACAGAAACGUCCAUGUAUUCGGCUGCGAAUUCAGAAAUAAAAUCUGUAAGUAAGCAAAGCAGGCCACAAAUCCCUAAGCAAUUUAAGAGUUCCAAGUCAAAGAGCUUCGCCUAUGAAGAAACCAAACAGGAGAAUAACAAAGACCUCCAAGCCAAGCUUGAAAAAUCGGAGGUACCCAACAGGAAGGGCAAGACGUCUUCGAGUCGCUUCCUUGAUCGUCAACCCAGAACACAUGAGUCGGGAAACGAUAGCAGCACGAUAACCCUAACCACCGAGCAAAAUCAGUCGAAAACUAAUUGUCAUAGUUGCACAUCUUUGACUGACAAGGCCACAAACACCAAGUUAGACCCUCUCAAUGAUAUUUUAAAACGUGGACCUCAGAAAGCUAUAUCGACCACUUCAGCAACUAGUAAGGGAUCUAGAAAACUAAACAUCAAUGAGCUGUUGAGAAAUGAAAAAGUCAAGGGACUGGACGGCAAUCCCAUGUGGCACUCGCUCAUGCAACUGGUGGCCCACAUGUGUGAGGCCAAGGAAAACGAGAAGGACGAUAAGGAGCAGAAGAGUCGGUUGAGGGCAGGAUCCGGUGCUGAUGGUCUUCAGAAACAGUAUUCCGUGUACUUGAUGGUAACCUCCGAUGAGGAGGACGAAGACAGAAGUUCCGUGAAACCGAAAGUUGAGCAGUCAAGAAGUGAUCCAAAAUUGGCGAGCAAAAAAGGGAUUCAUGGAGAAGAUGAGUACGCCAAGCGAUGUGGCAAUGUCUAUCAGGAAGAGCAUCCCAAGCAAGGUCGCCGUAGACGUUCGAGGAAGAGGUUGAAUCCUCGCCUGCGAGAACUUUCCAUUCCGUACCCCUUUACGCAGACUCAGCUCCCGAUGAGAAGACCCCUCCACUGGCCCAAGCCUGAUUACUCCAAGCCACAAGGUCGUUCGAAACGUGCCCGGAACCCAUCUCGGGUUCGCUCCCGUUCCUCGACGAAACAGGCUGUAAAGUUGCGAAGCCAGAGGUCCAUAAGCUCAGCCCUCGACGAGAAUCGCAGCUGGCGAUUAGGAACUAAACUUAAGGAGAGUGUUUCCUUCACUGGUUGUGGAUCUCAUUUUGUGGGCUUGACAUUCAUUCCGGAAAGGAGAAGGAGGGUUUCCGGCGGGGAUUGCGAUUACAAUAUUCUGCGAAAUCCGUUAGUCGUGCGGAGUGGUGAGAUUCCAGAUCAGGGAGAGUGCGAUCCCAGCUGUCCAUAUCGGGGAAACAAUCAGGGGCAGAACAAUUACCAACAGGCCCCCGAACCAUAUUAUAACCAGAAUUAUGAUCGUUCUGCACCCGCCCAGAAUCAGACCGGAUAUUAUGACAACAGUCAACCUCAGCAAAUCUAUGCAUCGCCAGGCAAUAAUUGUUAUGUGCCACCGGGUAGAACCCAACCUCAACCCAAGGACCGCGGUGGAAAGGACUGUGGUUGCGAUCCACCUUCUGGCAGAAGAGCUUACAGGACACCCUCAUCUCACUACAUGGAAUACAGGGAGUUCCAGCAGAGUCCCAAGAAAAAUCCUGUCUUAGAAAAACCACAAUAUAGUGAAUAUCCCGCGGAAUCGCAGAGGUCCAAUCGGUUGCAAAGAAACGAUUCCGAAUGCAGUUGUGAGCGCAGAUCUUCGCCCGAAAGACGCCAGGUCCAGAGGACAAGUCAGUUACAAAAAAAGGUUUCUGAAUGUAGCUGUGAAUCUGAAUCAUUGGAGGAGAAACAGCCGGUCCAGAGGAGUAAUCGGAUGCAGAGAAAGUAUUCUGAAUGCAGCUGUGCGACUGGAUCUCCUCCAAGAAGGCAGCAAGUCCAGAGAAGGAGCCCACCACCCGCCAGUUAUUACCAGAGGAAACCCACUCAGGCGGCCCAAGCUUGUUCUGUUCGUUGUCAUGCUCGUUCCCACGUUCAGGGAUCUCCUCCGCCUCCCGCCCCCAAGAGGAAAUGUCCAGCCGCCACGCCACCACCCACUUGUAGAAAACCCGCGCCCAAGACUAGAUCAGCCACUUCAUCAAGAAAUCGAAGGAAGUGUACUGUCUGCAAUCGCUGUUCCGAUGAAGAGAGCAGUGAACCCAUCGAUUAUGUGGAGGGCAGUCGAUCCCGCACUGAGGUCCUUAGGAAUCCUUUGGUCCAAUCACGGUCCAGUUACGAGUGCAACAAUGAUCAGCCCCACGAGAGCUACAGUGAAGAGUAUCCAGUGCAGCGGAGAACACGAUCUGCAAGCUACCGAAAACCAACCCCUGAGGGUCGAUGUUGUUCCCGGAAAGGACCACCACUCUGCUCCAACGAAACCCUGAUGGAAAAACCAGUACAGAGCUAUCGCUUCAGUUGCCCAGAGAAUGGGAAAUGUACGUCAUGCCGAAAACUUUGCCCGAAAUGCCACAAGGUGAUGCCCCAAAAACAGAGAAGUGCGUCAGCCAAGAGAUAUGUCUCAUCGGUGGCACAGAAGUGCUGCCCUAUGUGCGGAUUACUACCCAUGAUGCCAAAUAUUUCCAUUCCGGACAUUGCCAGUAGCAACCGCAUUAUCUACAAGACCCUGGGGCGAUGUCGGCCCAGGAAAGUGCCUAAGACUAGAUACGAGCUGACCAUUUGCUGCAAGAAGCGUUGCCAGGGAGGCCGGAACUCGCACUACAUGACUGGCACUAUUGCCACGAGUCUCAAAAGAAGGGCUAAGGCGGUGAUGAUGGGAGGAAACCCGGUGGCGCCUUCACGGACGUCGAGCCACAGACAAGGUAUCAGGCAAUCUUUUACUCCAGCUCAAAAUGUGCCCAGUCACUCGCAGUCAACGGGACAUAAAAGGAGCCAGAGCAGAGCAGCCAUUUCCUAUUCCGACCAAGAUCGGUCUAUUCCAUCCACUUCUGGUCAGCAGCGUGAAAGAUCGGCUGCUCCACAGCAGUUUAAAAUGCGAUCUCCUUCCGCAAACUUGGUGCAAAAGUCUGAAAGAAGGGAGAGCGAAAGAGAGGCAAUUCCUUCGCAGCAAAGAACUAGGGCUGCAUCGCCAGUCGUAGAGAUCCACAGUUCCUCACGACAUCAUGAGACCUAUAGGGAUUCUUCCCGUCCUAAGGAUCAUCUACAUUCCUAUAGAUCUCAACCGGAACCAGCUCCAUCCUACCGAACUGAGCAUGAACCAGCACCAUCGAACAGGUCUAGGCCUGAUCCCCCAGACAUACCAGCAGCUUAUUCAGCCCCCGCCUCAAUGGAACCGGAGGUAUCGGAACCCAAUCGGCGGGGAGCUUCCUACUUGGGCACCGAAUUGAAUCCUUUUUACAGAGGAAGCUUCCUCAAAGUGCGUUACCCGAGGGACUCGUCUGAGAAUCGCUUGAACCCCAUUCACCAAAGAGGGGAGAAGGUCCAGAGCAUGCCCAAAGCGCGAAAAUCUCCGGGAAUGGGCCUACCCAUGAAGUAUACUAGAUUAAGUCAACUACAAGCUUGGGUGUUUGGGGACCCCUUCGUGAAGGCUAGUGACAAUUUGGGAACCUGGAGCUGGCGCCAGAUUUUCGGGCGCAGCAAGAAGCGUGCGGCCUCCAAGAAUAAACCAGCCAAGCCAGUAGAAGCAAACGUAUAGGCCACGAGGCAGAAAAGAAAUGGUGCGGGUCGCGAGAGCCAAACCGAUCUAUCGCAAGAUAGUCACACCGAUGUGUGCCCCAAGGCACGUCCUGUCUCCCAAGGACCGUGUCCUGGCAGCCAGAAUGCACCAGAGAACAUGUACGUCCUGAAGAACUGCGAUCGAUGUCAGGACUACACGGUGCAGCCGUGCAGCAAGGGUUGCAGGUGCGCAAAGAGGGGAACUCAUUGCACCGGAGAGUGCCAUGUUUCGGAUCGGGAAAAGUCGCAGUUGCAGUCCCAGGAGAGCUUCCCAGAAGCGGUGAACUCGAGGACCAAGAUGACAGAAUCGUCGAAAUCUUCACUUGACCCAGCCGCGUAUCGUCGGAUGGGCGGCAACUGUCCCAUUUGCCAGCUUUGCGGACACGAAGAGAUCCGCCAGCCAGGUCAGAGUAUGUGUUGCACUUGCAACGAAAAGAUCCAGGCGGCCGUGGAUAACUACUAUGUUCAGUGCCAAGGACAAUGUCAGCCGACAGGACAGCCAUGUCCGCAUCGACAGGAUCAGGGGCAGGCACAACAGCACCCGUCUCAGUCAACUGGACAAUGGCAACAGUUAAACGGAUCUCCCUUUGGCGCCCAGCAGCAGGGUGAACAGCCCUUCAAUAUCAUUGUCCUCCAGGAUUGCGACAAUCAUGCCUUGAUCGACCAGUUGACAGCUGCCAUAAAUCGAGGUGGAGGUCAAGCGCAUACGCCAUUGCAAAACAACAACUACCCGAACCUCUAUCCCAACCAACCGAACAACUUUCAGAACAAUCCACUGACUGGCUAUAUAGACUACGAUUACCUGGACCUUAAUCGCAAGGGGUACGGCUACGAGCCCGAAAGGGAGGACAGAUACGACUAUGGCUACGACAUGGGUCCUUGGCCAAUGGAUCCCUACUAUCCAAGGGAUGGAUUCGAAGAAGACGGUUACCGUUCCAUCUCGUGCAACAGUUACGACUGCCCCGCUAAAAAUGAUCAGAAUCCAAAGCAAGAUUCUUGGGACAGUAAUCAGACCUAUAAAGAAAGUCAAGCGCCCGACAAUGGCCAAGCCAAUAAUGGUGCCUGCGACUGCAACUGCAAAGAUUUCGGGACCAAGGAUAUGCUGGCCUCGCUUAUUGCCAAGGCGCUGGAGAUCUUUAUCAGUAGUAAUCAGUGCAAGAACGAUGAGGUCAAGGAUCAGGAGCAGAACCAAAAGAGCGGAAAGGUCAAGAGUCCAGAGAAAAAGGCCAAAAAAACCAAGAAACGCGGUAAAAGGAGUAAGAGUGUAGAGCCCGCCUUAAGUUCCUCAACGAAGAACGCCACAAAUGUUAAAGGGGAAAACCCUUUAGGAACCGCAAGAAGCAGCAAAGCGAAACUUAGUGCAAUAUCCACGCCCUUUUCGAAGGUGAACUCCCUAGACAGUGCUCUCCAGAAGGUCAUCAAGAACCCCAUCUCCAAGAGUUCCUCGCUCUACAUGGUCUCCAACGCCGACACAGUCAGUGUGGGAUCCCGCAACAAGGAUCGCAAUGAGAAGCCCCCGUUCUUUCUGCCCGACUGCGAUGAACAUCGCUGCAAGAACGACUGCAAGGGCAUUUGCUCGCGGAAGCCGUAUGAUUGCAGCAGGGGCUGCAAGUCCGUCUGCCAAGGACCCUGCUCCAAGUCGGGGGGUGGCGAUGGACGAAGUCGCAGCAGGGCAUCCAAAAACAAGCAGACCCAACAGCGGUACGCCCGCUGCCAUCAGUGCAACCAGGGUGAAGGUCGCCAGUGGCAGGAAGUGGGCGGAACCACGGACUGUCCCGACGGCUCAAAUUCCGGGGGCGCCAAAGCUCCACCUGGAUGUGCCGGUUGUGGGGGCGGCCAGGAUCGAAGCAAGGGCGGCGGCAAGGAUCGAAACCCAGCCGCCGGCAAGAACACCCUUUUGGGGCUCAGUCCCAUUGCCCACUAUCGACCCGGAAUGCUGCAGUUUCCCGUGAAUUACCUCCUGGCGGGAACGAAUUUCCGACGCAGCCUCGUUCGCACUGCAGCCGGGGUGACGCUGCACCAGAAGCCCUACGUGGACAUGGCCGAUGCCAAGGACCUACCCAACUUCCCCUGCCGCAAGAAAGGUGGCGGUGCAGACUUUGAAACGCCCGCCAAGAAGUGGCUCUGAGCUCCGGAACGCGUCUCCGAAAGUUAUGCAUUGUAGAGUAUCGAAGGCCCUGAGGGCUUCCUUCGAUCCAUAUAGUGCAUAAGUUUGCAAAGGCGCUCAGUGGUUUAUAGUUUUAGUUCUCCAAAUUCUCAAGUACUACCACUAUUUAUGCAGUAUUUAUCACGUGCAAUAAACCAGUAAACAAUCAACCCCAAAA
Molecule: messenger RNA, 7123 nt
Organism: Drosophila subpulchrella
Lineage: Eukaryota; Metazoa; Arthropoda; Insecta; Diptera; Drosophilidae
Exons: 7
Source: RefSeq, a predicted model, not a curated record